Coregonus sp. 'balchen' is the source of this 6463-nucleotide messenger RNA. Lineage: Eukaryota; Metazoa; Chordata; Actinopteri; Salmoniformes; Salmonidae. The record is from the annotation of a GenBank genome assembly.
AUGGAGGAGGACAACGCUGCCGCGGCUCUCGACAAUAUUGUGACGGAAUUUCACACAUACGAAGAUUUCCUCGACUCUCAAAUUACGUCUUUGGACUUGUAUUAUUUCGAGGUAACGUUUUAAAAGUGUUUGCAAAUGUUUUGAUAAAUUGCUGCCAGCGUUUACCCCCACACCCGACGUGUCGUUGGCAAGUUGGCAAGCCAAACUUCCUUUGCUAACGUUACGUAGCUAGCUAACCUAGCGAUAGAUUAACAUAGCUUGCCAUAUGCAGUUGGCAUUACUUGGUUGACAUUGCUAUUGUACCCCCUUGUGCAAUGCAAAAAGUUCUGUGUAGUCUACCUUGGAACAUGUUUGUUGUGGUAGUCAAAAUUAUCAGGCGGUAGGUGGCAGUAUAGGCCUUGACUUCAGUGAGUCAUUCAUUGGUACGUUCAUUAAGGAAUAAAGUCAAAGCUGUGUUCGAAUAUCCAUACCAACAUACUGUAUACUACAUACUUAAUGAGUAUGUACUACAUACUAUUAGUUCAUUUUAGUAUACUGUAAACGAACGGUGUCGUUUCAGUUGAGCCUGGACACUUACUGACAGUUGUGGCUGCUUCACGUGAUGUACUGUUGUCUCUACCUUCUUGCCCUUUGUGCUGUUGUCUGUGCCCAAUAAUGUUUGUACCAUGUCUUGUGUUGCUACCAUGCUGUGUUGUCAUGUGUUGCUGCCAUGUUAUGUUGUUGUCUUAGGUCUCUCUUUAUGUAGUGUUGUGUUGUCUCUCUUGUUGUGAUGUGUGUUUGGUCCUAUAUUUAUAUAUAAUCAUUUUUUAAAUCCCAGCUCCCGUCCCCGCAGGAGGCCUUUUGCCUUUUGGUAGGCCGUCAUUGUAAAUAAGAAUUUGUUCAUAACUGACUUGCCUAGUUAAAUAAAGGUUAAAAUAAUAAUAAAAAAGUGUACUACUAGUGUUACGCCUGUCUACCGGAAGUUGAUGCUGUUGCUAUGCAACAUCUUACUAGCUUGUUGGCGUAACACGUUACUGGCAAGAUGUUUUACGACUUCGGGUGUGUUCGUAAAUUCAUUCUGGAGUGCCAGAGUGCGCUCUGGGGGUUCGUAAAUUCAGAGCGUUGUCAGUUUGUAAAUCCAGAGCGUUGUCAGAUUGUCAGUUUGUAAAUCCAGAGCGUUGUCAGAUUGUCUGUUCGUAAAUCCAGAGCGUUGUCAGAUUGUCUGUUCGUAAAUUCAGAGCGUUGUCAGAUUGUCUGUUUGUAAAUUCAGAGCGUUGUCAGAUUGUCUGUUUGUAAAUUCGAGCGUUCAGAACGCACACUGGAGGAGUAGGGUUGAUUCAAGCGUUCUGACCCCACAACGGCAGUCAAGCACCCAAGCUAACUGGCUAGCUACUUCCAAUACAAAUGAGAAACCUCACUGACCAUUUUACUCGCCCUAGCAGAGCUGGUUAGGCUGUUUUCAUGUUAUCCAGAGCGUUGGUGACUGUAACAGUGCUGGCAACAAUUUAAUUACGCCUUUUUUCCCCCCGACGUUUACUGACACCGGCGGUAUUCAACGGGGGUUGAGGGUUCUUAACAGUUCAUCAGUUAUUCUGCGCUCUGGCACACUCAGACGAGAGUGUUCUGAAAUUGGAGUAGAUAGCCAGAGCGAAUUUACGAACGCACCCAAAUUAACAAUGUCAAUUGAGAACGCACAAGGACUAUACCACUUAGCUAAGAUAAGAAUGACGUGAAUAAUCAAGUCAAUGGGUAGUUAGUUAGAUAUCAUAUAAUUAAUAUACUGGCAAGUUCAAUGUAUUAGGAGCAGACUAACGUUAGGUAACUUAGCUAGCUAACAUACCGGUACACAUACUGCUGUAAUGCUAUGCGGUUCGUAAGGAUAGCGUAGCUAACAAAUUAUCAGACAACAUUUUUUAAAUUUUUUUUUAUUUAAUUUUUUAUUUAACCAGGUAAGCCAGUUGAGAACAAGUUCUCAUUUACAACUGCGACCUGGCCAAGAUAAAGCAAAGCAGUGCGAUAAAAACAACAACACAGAGUUACAUAUGGGGUAAACAAAACAUACAGUCAAUAACACAAUAGAAAAUGUAUAUACAGUGUAACAUAACGUGUGACUUAAGUUAUUUGAAAAGUAAUUACUUUAUUACAUUACUCAACAUUUUCUUAACAUUUGUCAUAAUUAGUUAAAGCAAUGAAUUUGUAUCCUCUCUCGUCAGACUUCGGCUGCAUAUUUUCCGCCAUUUUCAUCAAAUCUGAAAACAUUGUGAAGCCACGCCCAUUUUCGGAAUAAUUGGAUUAUGGGCCCUAAAAGCACGGAAAUAGUGUCCACUGCUUGUAUACUUAAGCAAUAAGACCCGAGGGGGUGUGGCAUAUUUACAUGUACUUUUUAGUUAUUUAGCAGACGCUCUUAUCCAGAGCGACUUACAGUUAGUGAGUGCAUACAUUUUCAUUCUUCUGCACAUCUAUCACUCCAGUGUUAAUACUAAAUUAUAAUUGUAAUUAUUUUGCACUAUGGCCUAUUUAUUGCCUUACCUCCAUAACUUACUACAUUUGCACACACUGUAUAUGGCCAAUAUACCACGGCUAAAGGCUGUUCUUAUGCACGAUGCAACGCGGAGUGCUAGGACACAGCUCUUAGCCGUGGUAUAUUGGUCAUAUAUCACAAACCCCUGAGGUGCCAUACUGCUAUUAUAAACUGGUUACCAACGUAAUUAGAGCAGUAAAAAUAAAUGUUUGUCAUACCCAUGGUAUACAGUCUGAUAUACCACGGCUUUCAGCCAAUCAGCAUUCAGGGCUUGAACCACCCAGUUAAUAAUUGGUAUUUUGCCGAAUGUAGUACGACAUCAGGGAACCUUUGACAUACUAACUAUAUCCAUACUAUGACCAAUAAGCAUACUACAUACUCAAUUUAUGUCACAAAUAGUAUGGUUAGUGAGAGGAAGCCCAGUGGCCGACAGUGGGAGAAGAUGGAUUUUGGCCGACAUUCUGCAAAUUUUCUCAUCGAUGACAUUUGAGCUCAAUACAGUUUUCUGUUCCCAAAAUUAGAAUCUGUUAUGAACAGUGGACUACGUUUUGUAGACUUUAACCUUUGCCAAAGUUGUAAAAAAUUGCGUUGUUUAGAAGGAGUGCAAAGGCGAAUUGAGUUAACCCGCACUUCACAGAGUUGGUGUUUCCUAAUGGGAUUAUGCAGAUGUAUGGUAGAACGGGCCAAUAGGAUCUCGCUAGCUCCUGCUUGGCUCUGCCCACCAUCUUGCUUGUUCUGCCCACUAUGAAUCAUUUGUUCCUAUUGGAAACGACAGGCUGUGGUCUAUCUUGGUUUAGUUAUACAAAUCUUUGAUAAUACUAUCCAGAAAUACUCCAAAGAAGUCAAACUGUUCAACUCAGUGUUUUCCACAAGACAAUGCACAUUUUUGUGCUAGCCCUGCACUGGCACACCUUAGUCACCUAAUCACCAAGCCUUUUGAUUUGUUGAAAUAGAUGUGCUCAUGCUUGGUUAGAACCCAAAUGUGCACUGUCACUGACUGUUGAGAAACCCCUAGCUUUAUGCAAUCAUCAUUCUACAACACCUAGGCUUAGCCUUCUUGUCCAAUCUAUAAUCCAUCUAGUGUUGGCUCCCUUAGCCAAUGUCUAGGCUUUAACUCAGAGGUCUAACACUGUCUGUGGCGGAUUUGAACCCAGUUGGUUGAUUUCCAUAAACAAACUGAACGUGGCCCCAUGUUGUCCCUGACAGGAAUAAAUGGUACAUUUAUCUUAUUAUCUCCUUGCUUACUUAGGAUUUGUUAAUGUGGCGUUAAAGUGAUGAGGUUUAUAAACAAGUCAGCUGUUAGUUAACUAGGUCUAGUAUAUCUCAUUAGCCAGAAUAAUAUGCAAUUGUUGAGGCCCCCUGUGGACUAAUAACUAAUACAUUUAUUAUCUGACUGCUUGCUUACUUUUGUUAAUGUUAAUGUGGUGUUAAAGAGAUGAGUCACUCGCUAGGCCUAGUUUAGGUCAUUAGCCCACAAUAUAAUAUUCACUUUAAAGUGUGCCUUGUUUCAGCACUACCUCCCAGAGACAGUUGGGUCAUUCCUAGGCAGAGAAUGUUUAUGUUAAAUGACAGUGAUUAGCAUCAUGGAAACAUUAUUUAUUUAUUUUCCUGAGAAGGGACUCAUUUUUAUCAGUCUAAUCAAUCCAACAAAGACAUUUUUAAAAAAUCCUCCAAAAAAAUGGUGGUCAUGAAAAAGGGCUAAAUUAGUUUAUACUGAACAAAAAUAGACACAACAUGCAACAAUUUCAAAGAUUUUACUGAGUUACAGUUCAUAUAAGGAGAUCAGUCAAUUUAAAUAAAUAAAUUAGGCCCUAAUCUAUGGAUUUAAAAUGACUGGGAAUACAGAUAUGCAUCUGUUGGUCACAGAUACCUUUUAAAAAAAGUAGGGGCGUAGAUCAGAAAACCAAUCAGUAUCUGGUGUGACCACCAUUUGCCUCUUGCAGCGCGACACAUCUCCUUCGCAUAGAGUUGAUCAGGCUGUUGAUUGUGGCCUGCGGAAUGUUGUCCCACUCCUCUUCAACGGCCGUGCGAAGUUGCUGGAUAUUGGCGGGAACUGGAACACGCUGUUUUACACGUUGAUCCAGAGCAUCCCAAACAUGCUCAAUGGGUGACAUGUCUGGUGAGUAUGCAGGCCAUGGAAGAACUGGGACAUUUUCAGCUUCCAGGAAUUGUGUACAGAUCCUUGCGACAUGGGGCCGUGCAUUAUCAUGCUGAAACAUGAGGUAAUGGAGGCGGAUGAAUGGCACGACAAUGGGCCUCAGUAUCUGCCAUCUGACCGGUACAGUUGAAACCGGGAUUAAUCCGUGAAGAGCACACUUCUCCAGCAUGCCAGUGGCCAUUGAAGGUGGGCAUUUGUCCACUGAAGUCAGUUACGACGCCGAACUGCAGUCAGGUCAAGACCCUGGUGAUCCUUUUUCAGUUCAUGAAACAUGGGACCAACACUUUACAUGUUGCGUUUAUAUUUUUGUUCAGUGUAGUUUGACUGUCCAAUCUUUUUUUUUUGUAAUCUUUUUUAAAAAUAUAUGUAAAUCUUUUUUGAUCCCUGUCAAAGGGGGGGUAUUUGUCAGUCAAUAUGAGAAAUGUCAUAAAUUCAGUUCACAGAAGGCCACUAGGCCUAUAAAGCUUGGCCAGCAGAUGGGACUAUCGACUAUUGCUGAGGAGUUACAUAACGUUCAGCUGAAUAGCCGGGCCAUGCUGGAACACCUGUGUCCACAGAGGGUAGAACACAACACGUAUCUCACCUGGUUAUCAGCCAUGGACAAACAGUAUCAAACUCUAUCACCUCCCUCACUUGGCUGGUCAGGUGUGGACACACUGCAGUCAACCCAGGUCUAGGCUAAACCUGCGCAGUCAUGACUUGUGUAGGUAUUGAUCAAGUGUGUUGUUGCCAAUGGUUUUUCUAUGGACACUUUAACUGACACUGUUGUUUGAUAGCAUUUAGGCCUAGGUUAGUCAAAUGUACAUUUCUGAAAAUCUGACUAGGGUUUUCCCCAGAGUCAGGUAUUUAGAGAGUUGGUAUAUUGAGGUUUCAGCGUUAUGAUAUUCAAAAUUAAAAAAAAUUGGCCCAACUCUCUAAAUACAUUGCUCUGGUUUGCUCUGGUUUGCCCUAUAACAUCUAGGCCUACAGGAAACCCCAACAACCAGUCAGAAGUUUAUUUAGAUAACAUUUUUGGUUUGAGUCCAUUCAGCAACAUAAUCUCAGUUGUUUAAAACAAGCAAAUCAAGUUUGAAUAGCAGAACUCAGAACAGUCAAAUGGAUUCAGUCAAUGAGCCUUGACGUGACAACGAAUGAAGACAGUGAACACCAAUCACUGACCGAAUAAAGCUAUUUUGGAAACAAUAGAACUCUAGCAGAGACUGGUUUGCUUGGAAUGGUUUGCCACAUGAAAGAUGAAGGAAAAAAAAUUUUCCCUGACUUUUCUGGAUGCCGAGGCCUGAGGACUGGCUGGAUGAGGACUGUCUGGGCUUGGCUUAGCCUAGUUUGGGUAGUAGAAUGACAUGUGGCGCAAGCCUUGAUCCAACAAGCCAACCAGCCACAGGCCUGGGUUGGGUUGGGCUUAAAAGGGGAUAGCUCUGUUUAGAUGACUGGUCAUGAUGAUGUGUACAUAUCAAGCUAUGUCCUUACCACAGAUUUGACCACAAGCAUGCUGCCUCCCUUAACCUAACCCCAACGACCUCCGCUAUGCACACACACACACACACACACACACAAUCUUUUUUUAAAUCUACAAUUAAUCUUUAGCUGACUGUCCACUUGUGUUUUGCAUUGUCUGCUCCAGCCUCCAUUCAAAAAGAAGCACAACGUGUGUGUGUUUAUUUUCAUUGGUUCAUCAGGAUGAGGAGUUGGCCCGCCAGCUGGUGGAGCUUGGCUAUAGGGGCAGCGGAGAGGUCCUGAAGAGGGAGGAAUUUGAGACCAGGAAAGCAGCUGCAGAGGCCUCCAGGCUCUCCAAGAGGAGCCAGCAA